Messenger RNA from Meloidogyne enterolobii, 514 nucleotides. The record is from the annotation of a GenBank genome assembly. NCBI's taxonomy places the organism in Eukaryota, Metazoa, Nematoda, Chromadorea, Rhabditida, Meloidogynidae.
AAUGCAAUACACAACAAAAGAACAAAGAAAGGAAGAACCAAAGAAAAAAGAAAGAGCGGUAACGGCAAGGAGUGCCCCGACAACAAUGAUUGGCUAUCCCUCUCCUGUGGCGACCCAAGAACUUAAUAAAUUUAUUAAUUUCGCGAUUUUAUUCAUUUUUCACAUUUUUCGUUCACACAUUUUUUGUUCACACAUUUCUUUGUUUAAUUCGGUUUAAUUACCCAAGUUUAAGGUGCUAUAAUAAAAUAUUAUAUUAAAACUUUUGUCUUCGUUUUAUUAAUUGUCAGCAACCCAAAUAUUUAAUUUGACGUUUCUGAUAUGCCGAACCUAUUUACACUUUAAUAAUUUCUCCCUAUAAUUACCCCUAGAGCCUCCAAAGCCUGUUUUCUUAUUAAUCGUCUACAAUCACAAGCCAUUCUAGCAAUUGCUUGCAUCAAUGGCCUCCAAUAUUUUGACCAUAAUUCUGUCGUUUUUGUAGCUGUUUCAUCAAUCUUUAUGAUUUCAUUUGUUUCAG